GCGCUAUCAGUUUACCGUGCCUGAUCCACUCCCUAAUUAGACUCGGAAAACAUUCGACGAACUCGAAGAUGAACAAAGUGGUACUUGUCGCCCUUGUGACUGUUUUGCUUGCAGUGGUGGUGGUCUACGGCUCUGAUGAUGGAGGCCCAGUGAGGAAGGGCAGAGAUGAGGACGUGCACGUCAGCAAGAGGAAGCUCAAGUUACGGGGAAGUCGGCGUUCGAGCAGUAGAAAAAGCAGCAAGUCAGACAGCGGACGAUCAGACAGUAGUGGGGGUUCGAGCAGUAGAAAAAGCAGCAAGUCAGACAGCGGGCAAUCAGAUGGUCGGCCGCGGCUCGACUCCGUCCCCGACAACAUGAACAUGGCCACAGACGGGGACACGUCCGGGGGAGGAUUCAUGAACGGAUUGAAGGAUAGUUUCAGGUCAGGAGCUUCUGAGUUACCAGGGACCAUUAUGAACAGCGCGGUUGAGGCAGGCAUUGGAUUUGGUACCGAAUUUGGCCUGGAGAAACUAGCCGAAAUGUUAUUUGAUGACGGCGAAGAAGGUGAUGAUUUUGAGGAAGAGUGAUAAGGAUCUCGUCGCCAGAUGACGCGACUCUGGCGCGCAUUUUGUCGUGAUUGGAGCAGUGAGUUUAUGUUCUGUAAAACCAAAUCUGAUUUCACUGUACGAGACAAUAAAACUUAAUAAAAACAA
Messenger RNA from Lineus longissimus, 692 nucleotides. RefSeq lists its product as uncharacterized. The record is from RefSeq and is a predicted model, not a curated record. Bases 69 to 566 code for a protein of 165 amino acids. The transcript is spliced from 4 exons. NCBI's taxonomy places the organism in Eukaryota, Metazoa, Nemertea, Pilidiophora, Heteronemertea, Lineidae.